Molecule: messenger RNA, 1473 nt
Organism: Rotaria sp. Silwood1
Lineage: Eukaryota; Metazoa; Rotifera; Eurotatoria; Philodinida; Philodinidae
Source: the annotation of a GenBank genome assembly
AUGCUUAAAUUUCCUUCUCCAUAUGAUAAUGUCCUUCCACACCAGAUUCAAGUUACAUUUCCAAAAGAUCUUUCACCAAAAGAACCUACUCUUGAUCGAGUGAUUGGUUCUCUCGUUGGAUUGGCCAUAGGUGAUGCACUUGGAGCCAGUGUUGAGUUUCGUCCACAUGAGUAUCUUCAAGACAAUCCUGUUACUGAAAUGCAGAGUGGCGGGACGUGGGGUCUUAAUGCAGGUCAAUGGACCGAUGAUACAUCUAUGGGACUUUGUCUUGCUUCAUCACUAAUUGCUAAACAAUGUUUUGAUCCUUAUGAUCAAAUGGUUCGUUAUAAAUGGUGGUAUAAAUACGGCUUUCUCUCGUCUACUGGACAAUGUUUCGAUAUUGGUGAUGGUACUCGUGAAGCGCUUGAAGAGUUUUGCCAUCGUCAAAGCUUUCUAAAAGAAAUCUAUCGUUGCAAGACGGACGAAGAAGUCGAUCAACUUCCACUUGAGAAAGUUCUCAAUGCCAAUGGUUUUAGUUUGAGCUGUAGUUCAGCGGGUGCCGCUGGAAACGGAGCUCUCAUGCGUCUCGCUCCUGUGCCACUCUUUUAUUUUCGGUCACCCACAGAAGCCGUUAGCUAUGCUGGACGCAGCGCUAUAUUAACACAUGGAAACAUAAUAGCGCGCGAUGCUUGCCGAUACUUUGCAGCACUUAUCGUUGCGGCUGUAAGUGGUGAGUCCAAAGAGAAACUCUUAAGUAAUAAGUUUUAUAACGAUCACAAAGCUUGGUUUGGAUCGGAAAAUAUUCAUCCAGAAGUACUUGAGGUAGCUCGGGGCUCCUACAAACAACCUCGUGGAUAUGAUGAUGGAAUUCGAGGUAAUGGAUAUGUAGUGAAAGCGCUGGAAGCUGCUCUUUGGGCCUUUUACUAUGAUCAGAACUCAUUCAAAACGGGUGUUCUAGCCGCAAUUCAGCUCGGAGACGAUACUGACACAACGGCAGCCAUCUACGGUCAAUUGGCCGGUGCUUACUAUGGCUAUCAAAAUAUCCCAGAAAAUUGGCGACGACAGCUCUAUGGUGAGCAACUGAUUACCAGUAUCGGUCAUUGGUUACAUUUUCUCGGAAAAGAGAAGACUAAUACUCAACAGCAACCAUCAAUGCUAGUUAGACAACAUCUAAUACCUACUACAAACUCUCAAUCACAACAUUGGCAGUUAAAUUCCACAAUGUCUUUGCCCGACGGAAUAGAACAGGAUACAUCUAUUGUUGACUUUGCCGACGCUCAUCUACAAUCCUACGUGUCAACAUCACCUAAAUUGCUUCGACAAAACAAUCCUCAUGGUGUUCAUAAUCUCGUUGAUACAAAUUAUGAUACCGACUGGAAACAGUCAUAUCUUAAUUCAACAGCCGAUGCUGGGUUACCCAGAUUUCGCAGAAUUAUCAAAUCAAUCAUUAAUUCUAAGCCACCGUAUCAUUUUAGCAAAAGCUCUCAUUAUUAG